AUGGGCGUGGUGUCACCCCUGGGCCACGAGCACGACGAGCUGUACACAAACUUGCUCGCCGGCAAGAGCGGCGUGACGGAGAUCGGAGGCUUCGACGCCAGCGACUUCAGUACACGGUUUGCAGGGGAGAUCAGGAGCCUGGAGACCGAGGGGUUCAUCCAGAAGAAGAUGGAGAGGCGACUGGACAAGUGCAUCAAGUUUGUGAUGGUGGCCGGCAAGAAGGCGCUGCAGGAUGCGUCUCUGCCGUUUGAGGGCAAGGAGCUGGGGGACCUCAACAGGGCCAGGUGCGGCAUCCUGAUCGGCAGCGCGUUUGGCGGCAUGUCCACCUUUGCCACCGCCGUGGAGGCCCUGGAGACGCAGAGCUUCCGAAAAAUGAACCCCUUCUGCAUCCCAUUCGCGAUCACCAACAUGAGCGGCGCCCUGCUGGCAAUGGACCUUGGCUUCAUGGGGCCGAACUACGCCAUAAACACGGCCUGCGCGACCGGCAACUACUGCAUCACGGCGGCGGCGGACCACAUCCGGCGCGGGGAGGCGGACCUGAUGCUCGCCGGCUCUGCUGACGCGGCGGUGCUGCCCAGCGGCAUCGGCGGCUUCAUCGCGUGCAAAGCCCUGUCCAAGCGCAACGACGCGCCGCAGGCCGCCAGCCGGCCGUGGGACAAGAACCGGGACGGAUUCGUGAUGGGAGAGGGCGCGGGCGUCCUGGUGCUUGAGGAGCUCAACCAUGCCCUGGCCCGCGGCGCCAGGAUAUACGGGGAGUACCUGGGCGGCGCCUUCACCUGUGAUGCCCACCACAUGACAGAGCCCCUGCCAGACGGCGGAGGCGUGCGGCUGUGCAUCGAGCGCGGCCUGGCCAAUGCGGGCAUCGCGCCCGAGCGCGUGAGCUACGUGAACGCACACGCCACCAGCACCCCGGCCGGAGACAUGGCGGAGUACCGGGCCAUCACGUGA
Molecule: messenger RNA, 948 nt
Organism: Monoraphidium neglectum
Lineage: Eukaryota; Viridiplantae; Chlorophyta; Chlorophyceae; Sphaeropleales; Selenastraceae
Product: 3-oxoacyl-[acyl-carrier-protein (ACP)]synthase III
Exons: 9
Coding region: 1-948 (315 amino acids)
Biological process (GO): fatty acid biosynthetic process
Molecular function (GO): 3-oxoacyl-[acyl-carrier-protein] synthase activity
Source: RefSeq, a predicted model, not a curated record